AUGGCCGAGUUGAGCGUCCUUAAAGCGAAUUUCCAUCAUCCAUUCCUUGUUUCACUGCAUUUUUCCUUCCAAAACAAGGAGAAGUUGUAUUUCGUGCUUGAUCAUCUCAACGGCGGCGAGCUCUUUUCACAUUUACAAAGGGAAAAGCAUUUUUCCGAGUCACGCACUCGAUUCUAUGCUGCCCAGAUCGCAUCUGCUAUUGGAUACUUGCAUGAGAAUAAUGUAAUAUACAGGGAUCUAAAACCCGAAAACUUGUUACUGGACAGGCAUGGCUACUUGGUCCUCACCGAUUUUGGGCUGUGCAAGGAGGGCAUGACGCCGAAUUCAGUUACCAGCACAUUCUGCGGCACACCCGAGUUGGUUGCAUACUAUUAUGUGGAAAGGGGUUUUUGGCUGAAUACCAUUACUUUUCCAAGGUAUCUUGCACCAGAAAUCAUCCUCAAAAAGCCAUAUGAUGUUAGCGUUGACUGGUGGUGUCUUGGAUCAGUCAUGUACGAGAUGCUCUAUGGUUUGCCACCGUUCUACUCUAGGGACCACAACGAGAUGUAUAAUCGUAUCGUAAACGAACCAGUCAAAAUAAAGAGAAGUAUUUCCACAGUAUCUACGGAUAUUAUCACUGGGUUACUUCAAAAAGACAAGACCAAGCGGCUGGGCUCCAAGAGUGACUUCAAGGAGGUGAAGGAGCAUGAUUUCUUCAAGCCGGUCGACUGGGAAAAGCUUCUACGACGAGAGAUCAAAGCUCCUUUCGUUCCUCGUAUCGAAAGCGAAACCGAUGUUAGGAACAUAGCUGAGGACUUUGUGAAAAUAAAAAUCAAUCCAGCUUCGCUUGCUCCUCAAAACCUUGCCUCCACUCACCGCGAUCAUGACUUCAUGAACUUCACAUACGUCCAGAAAAAUGAGAUGCCAUAA
Messenger RNA from Ostertagia ostertagi, 909 nucleotides. Lineage: Eukaryota; Metazoa; Nematoda; Chromadorea; Rhabditida; Trichostrongylidae. The record is from the annotation of a GenBank genome assembly.